Trichoderma atroviride IMI 206040 is the source of this 699-nucleotide messenger RNA. RefSeq lists its product as uncharacterized. NCBI's taxonomy places the organism in Eukaryota, Fungi, Ascomycota, Sordariomycetes, Hypocreales, Hypocreaceae. The record is from RefSeq and is a predicted model, not a curated record.
AUGGGUAGCCUCUCUUUCCGCAAGUUUAUUCGGUGGCUACCGGAUGAAGCCGGCGAGCCGACAUCAACGCUGGUGCUGACCUCUCCUGAGAAGAGGUUUGUGGAUAUAAGGGUGCUGUUGCCUGAUGGAAAAGACUCCUUGGCCAACGAUGAAGAAAUCCUGCCUUUGAGUCGCCUGGACUGGGCCAUGGCCGGCUUCUCGUCCUCCACCGCCAUCUCCGACGGCCACUCCCUUUCCCAAUGGAAACACUGGAUUGACUCUCGAGCUGUUGAUGCGCCUCCUGACGAAGGCCACAUGUACGCCCAGCCGGAUGGACUGAGCACCCUUGAAAAGGGCCACAUGACGAACCCUGCUACGGGAAAGGACACCGAGUACGAAGAGAUGUGGUAUGAUCCGCCGGCUGGGAAGACGGGCGGGGACAAGGUUGUUUGCGUGGUGCUUAUGAUGGAGGAUGAGAAGGCUGGGAAGAAGGGCAUGUUUGUGAGGGUUGGGGAGUGGGCGCAGGUGGUUGUGAGGGAUGGGAAUGGGGAUGGGGAUGUUGUGGCGGAGAGGUGGGAGUGGAGGGAUGAUGGAAAGGGAUGGAGGAGGAUUGUGAAAUUGGGGGAUGGGGAGAGGGAGUUGCCGUGUAGAGAGGUUUUGCUGGAUGGGAAGAAGAGUGAGUAUCGGGUUGGGGAUGAGGUUUGGAGGGUUGUUGAGGAU